AUGGAGCAGGCUGGACAGAGGAGAGUGGAGGAGGUGGAGAAGGGCUCUGUGGUGGAGCAGGCUGGACAGUGGAGAGUGGAGGAGGAGGAGGAGGGCUCUGUGGUGGAGCAGGCUGGACAGAGGAGAGUGGAGGUGGAGGGCUCUGUGGUGGAGCAGCCUGGACAGAGGAGGGUGGAGGAGGUGGUGGAGGGCUCUGUGGUGGAGCAGGCUGGAGAGAGGAGAGUGGAGGAGGGCUCUGUGAUGGAGCAGCCUGGACAGAGGAGAGUGGAGGAGGAGGUGGAGGUGGAGGAGGGCUCUGUGGUGGAGCAGGCUGGACAGAGGAGGGUGGAGGAGGAGGUGGAGGAGGGCUCUGUGGUGGAGCAGGCUGGAGAGAGGAGAGGACCAGGGCCUGGGGGUCCCAUCCCCACCCUCACAUUCGAGCCCCCAGAGGAGAGAUGUGUGUCUGUGAAGGAGGAGCACUCACCCAGCACAGGAGGGACUCUCUUAAUCCCAAGUCAGGGGGCACGCAGAGCUGUCUCUCCUACUCCCAGUGGAGACUCCAUGAAGAGCCACUGUUCAUGCCGAACACCCCCAAACUUCAGCCCUGAUGUGAAGCAGGAUGAGGGUCAAGACUCUCCAGAAGACAGCGCUGUGUCUGUGAGAAGUGCUGAAGACACCCCACUGGACAACAGCAAGUUGAGCGAUGGCCGUCUCUCGUUGGGCCUGGCCAGGUGUGACGUGUGUAUGAAGGGGCUGACGGACCCUGUGACCUCCAUCACCUGUGGACACCGGUUCUGCGUGGACUGUAUCUCCAGCUACCUGGACCAAUCUGAAACGGCAACAUUUUCCGACUGCCCUGUGUGUGGCAAGGAUGCUUUGAAAACCGUAAUUCAAGCUCAUAAGCUGAAUUUGAAGAGGAGGUUUGAGUCCGUUAGCGAAGGCAGCGCAUGUUCAGAAACCCGAACUCUCCUGGAAAACAUCUACACAGAGCUCCAAAUCACAGAGGGAGAGAGCGAAGGGGUGAAUAAGGAACAUGAGGUUAGGCAACUUGAGUCCACGCUCAAGACCCAAGCCAGUGCGGACACAGCCAUCAACUGUAACGACAUCUUCAAACCUUUACCUGGCCAAGAGAGACACAUCAGGACAGUGAUAACCAAGGGAAUCGCUGGCAUUGGGAAAACAGUGUCCGUGCAGAAGUUCAUCCUGGACUGGGCGGAGGGGCGGGCGAACCAGGAUGUGGAGUUCGUGUUUGUCUUGCCGUUUCGAGAGGCCAAUUUGAUUAAAGACACAGAAUACAGUCUCCACGGCCUUCUUCUGAAAUUCCACCCUGAGCUGAAAGGUUUGAGGAGCUCCAAGCAAUACCAAGCCUGUCAACUGGUGUUCAUCUUUGACGGCCUGGAUGAAAGUCAACACACACUGACGUUUCCUGGGGCCCCCAUCUUGUUGGACGUAACACAGACGUCAUCAGUGGAGGCUCUCAUAACAAACCUCAUUAUAGGGAGUCUGCUUCCUUCGGCUCGCGUAUGGAUCACUUCACGACCAGCUGCAGCCGAUCAGAUUCCCCCGGAGUACAUCCAUCGGGUGACAGAGGUGCAAGGGUUCAGCGAACCGCAGAAAGAAGAGUACUUCCGGAAGAGAAUCAGUGACCCCAGUAGGGCUGUCAGAAUCAUAGCUCACCUGAAGGCGUCCAAGAACCUCCACGUCAUGUGUCACAUUCCGGUCUUCUGUUGGAUCGCGGCCACCGUGCUCCAGGAGAUAUGGGAUCAGAGCGGCACAGCCAUUCCCAAAACCCUGACCGAGAUGUUCAUCCACUUCCUGCUCAUUCAGACAAUCGCCAAGAGUCACAAGUACGAUCAAGGAAGUGGCUCGGGAGAACAAGUAAAGAUCCUGAAAUCAAGAGAGGAUGGUAUUGACGUCCAUGAAGCGGCAGUAUAUUCUGGGAUGUGUACUGAGAUCUUUCGAGCGGAAUCUCUCUUUGGCCAGGCAAAGGUUUACAGCUUUGUCCAUGUGACCAUACAGGAGUUUCUGGCAGCAUUUUUCGUAUUCCACUCAUACAUGACCAAGAAUCGAGAGGGCCUGAUGUCGUUCUUCCCAGACGAAACCUCCAACCCAAAGUCAACGAACACAGCAGUUGGUCCUCUACAGGGUCUCUUCAAAAAGAGGACCACAGCACAGCGUGAAGAUCCGGCCUUGCACACUUUACUCAAGGCCGCUGUCGACAAGUCCCUUCAGAGCAAGAACGGACACCUCGAUCUUUUUCUUCGCUUCCUUCUUGGCAUCUCCCUGGAGGCCAAUCAGAGGCUCCUUCAAGGCUUGCUGUCUGGCACGGAGAACACUUCCAAAGGCAUUGGCAAGACCAUAGCCUACGUCAAAUCCAUGAAUGAGACCCACGUUUCGCCCGAGAGGUACAUCAACCUCUUCCACUGUCUGUUGGAGAUGAACGAUCACACCAUUCAUGAGAAGAUCGAGCGCUACCUGAAGUCUGAGAAGGAGCAGAAAAAAACCCUCAGCCCGUCCCACUGCUCGGCGCUGGCGUCCAUGCUGAUGAUGUCAGGCAAGACUCUGGACGAGCUGGACUUGAAGAAGUACAACACAUCAGAUGAGGGACGGAAGAGACUGCUCCCAGUGGUGAGGUGCUGCAAGAAGGCUGUCCUGGCUGGCUGUAAUCUCAGUCCAAAGUGCAUUGAGCUGGUGCUCUCAUCUCUGGCGCUGGUCAACUCACCCCUGAGGGAGCUGGACCUCAGUGAGAGUCACCUGCAGGAUUCAGUGGCCCAGCAUCUGACCGACCAGCUCAGGAAUCCGCUCUGUAAACUGGACUCAUUGAGAUUAUCAUCUUGUGGAAUGACAGAACAUAGUUGUGCGUCUCUGGCCUCCAUCUUGAGUUACCCCACCUCUUGUCUCAGAGUGCUGGACCUUAGUAACAACCAACUAUAUGACGCCGGCGCCAAACUGCUCACAGACCAGCUGGGGAGUCCACACUGCAAACUGGAGACGCUCAGGCUGUCGUCCUGUCGUCUCUCUGAGCUGGGCUGUGAUUCUCUGACCCGUGCUGUGAGCUCUAAAUCCUCCCGUGUGAGAGAGCUGGACCUGAGGCACAACCACGUUGGCCAAUCAGCUGCCCAUCUGCUCCUCUCCGCCGUGCAGCACCCGCAAUGUAAACUAGAGACACUCGGAUUAAAUGGAGUUUCAGACUUGUGGUUAGAAGUCGGACCAGGGAAAUACUCUUGUGAACUAACGCUGGACGAGAACAGCGCAAAUGACCACCUGGCAUUUACCGAGGAGUGCGCGAAAGUGCUGUUCCUGGAGGAUCCCCAGUUGUACUCCAACUGCCCCGACAGGUUCAGUUUCUGGCCCCAGGUGCUGUGUAAGGAGGCCUUGUCUAGCCCCUGCUACUGGGAGCUGGAGUGGAAGGAGAGGGUGGAUGUGGGUGUGGCCUAUGCAGAUAUCCAGCGCAAACUGGAGGAAGACCAGUGCGUGCUCGGCCACAACGACCUCUCCUGGAGCCUGGAGUGCUACGACGGACACCGCUACACCUUCUGGAGGAACAGCAGGAAGCUGGACCUGUUUGCCCCACAUCACAUCCGGUCCAGGAGGGUGGGCGUGUUCCUGAACUGGCCGGCUGGCGCCCUGUCCUUCUACAGCGUCGCCACGGACACCAUCCAUCACCUGCACACGUACCAGACCAAGUUCUCCGAGCCUCUUCACGCGGGGUUCAUGGUGUGGCCGGACUCCUCCGUCACCCUGUGCAAGAUCCCGAUGAGAGGCACCCUGUCCAUCCCACAGGCCGCUGAGGCCAGAUGGCUCUCUCAGAGUGAGAGCCAGUGACGUGUAGACCCUUUCAAGAGAGUUCCAUUAUCAGCAUCAUAGUUGGCCCCACAAGGCUUCC
This is a messenger RNA of Alosa alosa (allis shad), 3865 nucleotides long. Its product is annotated as NACHT, LRR and PYD domains-containing protein 3-like. The transcript has 11 exons. The record is from RefSeq and is a predicted model, not a curated record. NCBI's taxonomy places the organism in Eukaryota, Metazoa, Chordata, Actinopteri, Clupeiformes, Clupeidae. Bases 1 to 3804 code for a protein of 1267 amino acids. Gene Ontology annotation, molecular function: protein binding.